Diprion similis is the source of this 728-nucleotide messenger RNA. Its product is annotated as natterin-3-like. Bases 47 to 484 code for a protein of 145 amino acids. NCBI's taxonomy places the organism in Eukaryota, Metazoa, Arthropoda, Insecta, Hymenoptera, Diprionidae. The record is from RefSeq and is a predicted model, not a curated record. The transcript is spliced from 4 exons.
UGGAAGACUGCCGACUAGACGCUACCGGACUUUAGUGGAUCCAAAAAUGCCCGGUUACAAAUGGGUGCCGUACACAGGGAUGCGGGCGACUCUCCCUGGGAUGAUUUGCGCUGGACGUGACGCUGACGGUGCCUCUUUGGUCGUGGGUCGAGCGAUCCAUAACGGGGAUGUUUUGCCGGCCAAAGCGAAACCCGAGCAUGCCGUCGCGUACGUGGCUUACGGGGGUCAGGAACACGAGAAACGACAAUUCGAGAUUUUAAUGCCUGCCGAUUUCCACUGGGUUGCUGAUCGGAAUGGUCAAGUACCGUAUGGUGCCGUAGAAUCCGGAACAACUAAUAACGGCGAAAAGCUAUACGUUGGUCGUGGCUAUCAGCAGGGAACUCCGACCGUUGGAAAAAUACAUCCGAGCCACGGCUGUCUGUACGUCCCAUUCGGAGGAAGAGAGGUUGCCCUCCGGGAAUACGAAGUUCUUGUGCAAAUGUAACCUGCCAGUUGCCAUAGUGCAACAGAGGUGUAAGUGCACGCGUUAACUUUACCAGAAAUUACGGUUAAACGAUAUUCUGCGGGUCCCCGUGUUCCCAGCUUCCUCACAUUAUGCUACCCUUUGCACCUCGUUAACAUCAUCAUGUUCAUUAGUGUUAAGGAAUCACUCUAGUGUAAUGAACCUGUACGUUCGUCAAGAUCGUUUGCCAUAUACUCGAUCCCCUAAUGGUGUAUAAGAAAUAAAU